AACCGGACCAGCGGCCGGGCCAAUAUACAGUCUAUAGGCCGAGUCCACCAAGCAUUAGCAGGCCGCUGAAGCAGGCCUUAGCUCUGCUGCCUUCACCGAAACAGCUGCAAGUAACCACUGCCAGUGCACUAGUAGCCUUGAGUCGACUACACAUUACCGAAGCGCUGAAGAGUAAAGACUAAGCCGGAGAGUGCAAUGUCCUCGGUUUGUCGCCGUCUUCAAAACAUAUUUAGUACUCACACUACUGCCACGAGUUCCGUCCUGAGCACCCGUGAACUCAAACUUCAGAAAAUGGCAGACAAGUUCAAGAAAUCUUCCGAGUCCCCUAAGUUUCGUUUCUGCCAUGAAAGAUACUCAAAUAUUGUUCGUCGUCUGGCCGCUGCGCACAAGUUUUCCUUGGUAGAAGAUGUCCUCGAGUAUCAAAAGAAGUUUGAAGAUAUUAGAAAUGAACAAUUCACUAUCCGCCUCAUUACUCUUUAUGGUAAGGCUGGCAUGUUUGAUCACGCUCACGAGUUGUUCGAUCAAAUGCCUGACUUGAACUGCGUUCGCACUGUCCGCUCCUUUAAUGCCCUAUUAUCAGCGUGUAUUGGCGCAGGCAAGUUUGACAAGGUUCAAUCGAUUCUACAGGAUUUGCCGCCUAAGUUAGGCGUAACCCUUGAUGUUGUUUCGUUUAAUACUGUCAUAAAAGCUUACUGUAAGAUGGGUAAUUUGGAUUCUGCUGUUCUUGUGCUUGAUGAGAUGCAAAGUAAGGGUGUGGAGCCGGAUUUAAUUACAUUUAACACGCUUUUAAAUGUGUUUUAUGGGAAUGGGAAGUUUGCUGAUGGAGAGAGGAUAUGGGGUUUGAUGGAAAGCAAGAAUGUUGUCCCCAAUACACGGAGUUACAAUUCGAGGUUACGAGGAUUGGUGUUAAACAGCAGAGUAAAGGAAGCAGUUAAAUUGUUAGGCGAAAUGGAGGGCAAGGGAUGUAAACCAGAUGUUAUGAGUUAUAAUGCUGUGAUUAAAGGAUUCUGCGAUGAUGGGAACGCAGAGGAAGUGAAAAGGUGGUACAAGGAAUUGAGAGACAAGAACUGUUUGCCUGAUAGGGUGACGUAUGUUACAAUUGUUCCAUUUCUUUGCCAGAAGGGUGAUUUUGAAAUGGCUCUUGAGUUGUGUACUGAGGUUAUCAAUACGGGUUUAAUUGUUGGAGCGGGCCUGUUUAAGCCUGUAAUAGAUGGGUUGGUUAAGCAGUCAAAGAUUGAAGAAGCAAAGAACCUUGUUGAACUGGGGAAGUCAAACAAGCAUUGCCAUUAUAAACUGCGUUUGCCUUUAGAUAAGUAGUUCAAUCUGCUUGUUCCGCGUUGUUUAUGGAUUUAUAAUUAGAAGCCUCCACUGCUGAUUCUGUGAUACAUUGCUGAGUUUAUAGAACAUUUGAGCUUAUGAAAAUAAGACCGAUGUUUAUUUCAAGAAAAUAACAUGAUAUUGUCUUUGUUCAA
Manihot esculenta (cassava) is the source of this 1472-nucleotide messenger RNA. Its product is annotated as pentatricopeptide repeat-containing protein At3g13150. Gene Ontology annotation, molecular function: protein binding. NCBI's taxonomy places the organism in Eukaryota, Viridiplantae, Streptophyta, Magnoliopsida, Malpighiales, Euphorbiaceae. The transcript has a single exon. The record is from RefSeq and is a predicted model, not a curated record. Bases 196 to 1317 code for a protein of 373 amino acids. Gene Ontology annotation, cellular component: chloroplast.